UACAACUUUGCAAUAUUUGUCCUAGUAGACUGAUGGAUGGAACUUGGAAGUUUCGUUCGUUCGUUGUAUCGAUUUUUUGAGUGAAGUGAACUAGUGUUCGUGUCCUUUAGUUUAGUGACGUUUGUUAGAAAAAUAUCUGUGAAUGGGAUUGUGUAACGAGAUAAAACGUUUAUUUGGUGUGUGAUUUUCUAUAAAGGAUGACGAAGGACAGGUUAGCGGCGCUUCAAGCGGCGCAAAGCGACGAUGAUGACGUCGGGCCUGACGAUGUCAACGUCCCCGUCGAAGGCGGCUUCAUGGACGAAUUCUUCAGUGAGGUGGAAGAGAUACGAGAAAUGAUAGACAAGAUCCAGGCUAACGUUGAAGAAGUAAAGAAGAAGCACAGUGCCAUUUUAUCAGCGCCGCAAUCAGAUGAAAAAACAAAGCACGAAUUAGAAGAUCUUAUGGCUGAUAUCAAGAAAACUGCCAACAAAGUCAGAGGAAAGUUAAAACACAUAGAGCAAAACAUCGAACAGGAAGAGCACUCCAACAAAUCGUCCGCCGAUCUCAGGAUAAGAAAGACCCAGCACUCGACCCUUUCGCGCAAGUUCGUGGAGGUGAUGACCGAGUACAACCGCACCCAGACCGACUACCGAGACCGGUGCAAAAACAGGAUACUCCGACAGCUUGAGAUCACCGGCCGUGCGACCACCGAUGAUGAACUCGAGGCUAUGCUGGAGCAAGACAAUCCCGCUGUAUUCACACAAGGGAUAAUAAUGGAGACACAACAGGCGAAGCAAACCCUGGCGGAUAUCGAAGCGCGACAUGCUGAUAUUAUCAAGUUAGAAACAUCGAUCCGCGAGCUACACGACAUGUUCAUGGACAUGGCUAUGCUCGUCGAAAGUCAGGGUGAGAUGAUCGACCGCAUUGAGUAUCAUGUAGAGCACGCUGUGGACUAUGUCCAAACUGCCACACAAGACACAAAGAAGGCCCUUAAAUAUCAGAGCAAAGCUCGACGGGACAGUGAAGCAAUGAAACAGAUAAUGCAACAAUUUGGUGCCUGCAUCCCGUCUGGCAAUCAACACCUGUCUGCCGAAUUCAUCACUAACAUACGCUCUUAUUAUUUAUCGUUAGAAUUUUUAUUAAUAAGGUUCAAAUUAUAUUAUAUUAUCAUCUGAAUUAUAUCGUCCCGUCUGGGGCAGUGUUUAGCUGUUAUCUUGUUGAAUUUUGGUCAUUAUCAAGUAAUCAUUGACCGCUAAUUAUUCCGUAAAUGUUGCUAGCAAAAAUAUAGUUAUCUAUUUAAUCGUUAUUUUUUUUAUUAUUGUAUUAUGCAACCUUUUUACUCACUUAUAAUACUUAUAAGAUAUAUGAUGAUUUUAUUUUAAAAUUUCAAAGUGUAGUGAAAUUUUUUUUUAAAUAGUUUUUAGUAACUUAAAUUGUGUUAUUGUAAAUACGAGUACCGUGCUCCGUUCGUGUUAUCAAAAACAUCUUGAUUUUAAGUUUUUAAUAUUUUUAAAAGGUUGCAAAAAUUAUUCUUCAUUCAAACAUUUUAUAAACAGUUAACCAUGAAUAUUAUAUCUAGAAGGUACAGAACAUGUUUAAGUAGUUCUUGUAUAACGAUAUUUAAACAAUACUCUCAAACCGUACUCCGUAUCAAGCUCCUAGUUUACUUGCCUUCAAUAAACAACAUAUUGCCUGAGGAAUUAGUCGUAAUACGUUUAUAUAAUAAGUAAAAAGUUGGUUAAACUGAUUGAAAGCUUCGCGGUUAGUAGCGAGUUCAGACAUGGUAUGUCGGUCCAUACCUGUGAUACAAUCUUUAAUAUCCAUUAACAACUACAUUAUAAUAAUCGUCAUUAAAUUAAUUACAAUCAGUAUUUUGAAAUUGUGUAGUGGCGAAGAUUGGGUGCCACGGUUUUUCGAGUUCAGACUGCGAAUGAUUUCUUACGGGAAGUCACGAGUAAGUAUCGAAGAGUAUAUUGGAUUAUCGGUGUACGCGAACGAUACAUAGGGCACGCGAUUGGAAUGACGGUAAGGCGGCGGGAGAUGAUCAAACGAAACAAUAUUUGUACUCCCAAUAAAAUAAAAAAUCAAAAUAAACGUUAUUCUCUUUUACGUGAUUGGAUAGAUCGUGGAAGUUGUUUGAUUUUCCGAAUAGUACAACUGUUCUGAACGAUCUUCGUUACAGAUAAAAUAUAUCAAUAUUUCGAUUAUUCGUUGAUGUAUCCGCGGUGUAAAUGGCGCUCGAUGAUUGGUCGACAAAAGGUCCGCAGUGUGAUCGUCGCUCCAUUAUUGGUCGAUGCCAUGCCCGCAGUGUAAUCGUUGCUCCCGCGGCCAACCGUAAAAAAAGCAUAUCGUGCCGCGUGCCGUCGCCGUAGCAAUAAUGAUGUUCGACUACAAUUUGUAAAAUUGUUUUAAAACUUUCGAAUGUGUGAUAGUAGAUGCAGUUGUUGUUUAGUUAAUUCUAACAUGUAAUAAUAAUUAUAAAUUAAUUGUUAUCGUGAGUGUAACAUUUAUUAUCAUGUAAGAUUUCAUUAUAGUGAAUAUGGUCACUCUUGAUGCUUACGUACGAUCAGAUAUAGACGAACGGAUGGGAAGACGUUUGUGUUUUCUUUGUUUUACUUAACAUUUAAGAUGCUCUUCGUUGUACAGUAAAACAUAAUGUAGCAGUUUUAGCUAGGGUAAAUUUUUUAAUAAAUUAAAAUUACCGAGUCUUCAGCAAUAUAAGUGUAGCAUAUCGAGCAGUUUUCUUUUUAAAACCGAACACAUUAGAAAACGACUUCUCGAAAAUUUAAGCACUAAAAUGUUACAGUUAUUAGCGUUUUCCUAAUAUAAUAAUAAUAAUAAUAUAUUUGCGUGAAUAAUAAAAUAUAUUAUAGUGAGAUUUCCGAGGCGUGCUGUUAAUAUAAAACAUUUCGAGGUGUGAUGGGGACCGGGCGGUAAAUAACGGUACUAAAUAACCCGAACCCCGUCGCGUCCUCGAGUCAAAUAGUGACCUAUGUUCGGUCGCAUAUAUAAGGAAAUGAAGCAAUGUUAAUUUAAACAUUAAUAGCAUAAUUAGAUUUUUAUCCUUAAGAGUAGGAUUUCAUCUAGUUGCCUUCGUAAUAGUAGAGAAAUUAGGUGAUACCUUUUUCUCGUUAGCUUUAUUAUAAAGUGGUGAGGCCAGUCGCAGGUCUCUAUCCGCCAGUCAAUUGUCUCGCUUGUCGCGCCGGACGCGUCGUGCGCCCGCUUCUCACCGCUGUUUCCUCUAUCGUGUACGUGUAUUUACAUCGCAUUCAAUCUAGCUAGAUGCAUCGUCUCAUCGUAUCUAGGCUAAGUAUAACAAUGGCCUCGGAGCGGGGCCGUGUACCUGACACCAAUCUAACAUUAAUGAAUUUAGUGAAACUCAAUGCGCCCGUGCGCGCAAUAUUACGCUUUUAUGCAAACGUACUUUCGCACAAGUCACUCGAACGGUGCGGAAGCUGCCGUUUCUUGAUUCGAUCCGGUUGAUCCUGUACUCAUUUGUAAUAUAUUUUAGAGGUAGUCGAAACACAAAUUCUAGUCAGCUUUCAUUGAUCUCUAUUAUUCCGAUAAUCUUAAUCGUAAUUACUGUUAUAUUCUUCUGUUACUAGUGUAUACUGUAAGUGAGGUUCUCGUGUUCAAACGCCGACAGCGGGAAUCGCACGCGCCUGCGGCCCAUCCCGCGGGCUACUCUUCAGAGUCUGACCAGGUCGCUUUCGAUUCCCGCCUGCCAGAUAUAUAUAUGCGUUCUAAUCAAUCUUAAUAAUAUUAUAACGCAUAGAUAUUUUCAUAAUCAAUAGUAUGCAUAUUGUUAUUGGAUUGCUAAUUUUGUAUACCUACGUACACAAUUAGUAUAGUUUAUAUACUUAUGUGUCAAUUCUUAUAGCGUUUUAUUACAUUAACAGAAAAUAGAUAGUAAGUGUUAAAUUAAUCCGACUAACAAUGUUGUUUAUCAAGCUAUUUUAAACUAAUUAUGUUAUAUUUUUGUUUAUUAAAUAAAAUCAUUGUUUUAAUGAAGUAUGGGUUACAUUGGAUUAUCAAAGAUAUGCAGUCUUUAUAUUGUGUAACAAAUAUCUACAUAAUCAUAAGUAUGUAAUUGUAUUUAUCUAAUUCGAAUUGGUAGCCCUUUUAAAAGACUUGAAAUCGUAAUUCUUCUAAAAUAAUGUUCUUGCUUUGUGAAUUUAUCAGACAACGAACACAUUCCAAGUAUUAUAUGUAAUAUAAGCAUAUCUGUAAUAACAAAUUCACUUUCAAAUUUGCAAUUAAAUCAUUCGUGAAUCGAUCGUGAUGAUAAUGCCAUUCCACUUUGCUAUUUAUAUUUCUGAUAUUUAAAUUUGAACAUUAAUGUGUGGGAAAUCUUUGUGGAUUUGUCCAUUGGGCAAAAGGGUUUCGUCUACGUUAAGAUGUAGACUCUUGAUCAUAGAACCCUAAUGCCUAACAGUAGAGUCGCUAGACAAGAAUUCGUAGUUUAAACUCUUCACAAAACUCGAAAGUUCGCGCUUCGUUCUUUUGACGUAUUGAUGUUGCUUGCCGUUAAAUAAUGUCAAACAUUGAAAUUAAAUAAAAAGUAUAUAAUAAUUAAACCGUGUUAUUUUGUACAUGUUUAGUCGAAAUUGUUAAAAUAGUUUAGUUCUUAGUUUUUAUGUUUAUAUAUUUAUAUUAUGUAAAAAAGUAAAUACUUAUAUGAUUGAAAUAUCCCCCUUUAUGGCAAAUUUCUUGUAAUCUUGUAAAGGAAUAUUUAUUACCGUUCAAAAGUAAUGUAUUAACGAAUUAACAGUGAGGUUCUGGAUACACGUUGUAAAAUUCAAGUUAGAUUGGUUUUAUAGUCAUUCUGUAUGUAGGUUAUCAAUCUGAAAUUUUCUCAUAAUUAUAAAAUAAACGGUGUUUUCUGCUGUGAA
Messenger RNA from Vanessa atalanta (red admiral), 4871 nucleotides. RefSeq names its product syntaxin-1A (gene Syx1A). The transcript has 8 exons. Gene Ontology annotation, cellular component: presynaptic active zone membrane; plasma membrane; SNARE complex. Gene Ontology annotation, molecular function: SNAP receptor activity; SNARE binding. The record is from RefSeq and is a predicted model, not a curated record. NCBI's taxonomy places the organism in Eukaryota, Metazoa, Arthropoda, Insecta, Lepidoptera, Nymphalidae. Gene Ontology annotation, biological process: synaptic vesicle fusion to presynaptic active zone membrane; intracellular protein transport; exocytosis. Bases 198 to 1154 code for a protein of 318 amino acids.